Molecule: messenger RNA, 6096 nt
Organism: Epinephelus fuscoguttatus (brown-marbled grouper)
Lineage: Eukaryota; Metazoa; Chordata; Actinopteri; Perciformes; Serranidae
Product: histone-lysine N-methyltransferase SETD1B-A-like
Exons: 18
Coding region: 128-5227 (1699 amino acids)
Cellular component (GO): Set1C/COMPASS complex
Molecular function (GO): RNA binding; histone H3K4 methyltransferase activity; protein binding
Source: RefSeq, a predicted model, not a curated record
CUCCUGGCGGAUGAAUCCAUUGUUCAACCUGGGCGACAAACUGUGAAAACACCGAAAAUCACAGCAGCUUUUCCACAAUGUUGCUCCAUCAAAGGAUGAAACUUUGGUUCAGGUUUUGACGAAUGUAAUGGAAAGCGAAAGACAAAGUACAGAGAGAGAGACGCCGCCUCAGCACUGGAGAAGUUGCAAGUUGAUAAUUGACCCUGCAUUGACAAAAGGACUGUACAAAGUGUACCGUUAUGAUGGACAACAGUUUAACAUACCCGUGGAGGACUUAGGUCUGUUUCCUGUGGAGGCAGUCAGAGAUCCCCGCAUCUGCCGCCUGUGGAGCAAAUGCAACAAGACUGACCUUUUGAUAUCUAAAUUUAAGGUUGAUGAAUGGUAUGUGGGCCCUGUUCCUCCCAAAGAAGUGACCUUUUCCAGGUUGAAUGACAAUGUGAGGGAGGCCUUCUUGACUCACAUGUGCAGUAAAUAUGGCAACCUUGAAGAAGUGGAAAUAUUUUACAACCCCAAGAACAAGAAGCAUUUAGGGAUUGCGAAGGCCGUCUUCGACACAGUGAGGGCUGCAAAAGACGCUGUUCAGUACCUCCAUCAGACGUCAGUGAUGGGAAAUGUUAUUCAUGUGGAAAUUGAUCCUAAAGGUGAAAACAGAGCACGAUAUCUCCAGCUUCUCUUGCGUGGCCUUUAUACUCCUUGGACGCUGCCAGUGGGCGGCAGUGAGCGAGCUAUUCAAAGCUCAGUCGACACUUUGCUGCGACAGGGGAGUUUUUCGAGCCCCACCAGCAUCGCCACACCCCUCUCUCUGGACACAGCCUAUUCCAGUAUUUGGCAGGAUACACCUUGCAGCUUUGGGCUUACACCACGUUCUCAGGGAACCCCCCGCACUCCUUGCUUGUCUGCGACUCCUCUCUCCCAGGACUCUUGCUACUCAAGUCUUCAGGCAACUCCAGUCCUCCAGGGGGAGCCCUCCACCUACAGUGUUCACAAGCCUUUAAGACAAGAGCUCUGUCAUCGUAGGCCUGCGAGGUAUCACAGAGGAUCCAGUGAAGUCUCAGAUGUCACUUUAAUUUUGAAGCAUUGCCAACCACAGCCACCACACCCCCUCCCUGCCCAAAUACAAAGUGGCAGCCCGCGGUUUGCACUGUGGGGUCGCAGCGCACAAUCCUCAUCUCCCAGUAAUACAGAACCUUCCUAUAACCUUGCCUCCCCCUGUCAGGAGUCUAGAGACAUGGUCACUGAUACCUCUAAGACUUUACAAAGGAACUGCAACUCUUUCAGCAUCCUGAGCAUUAAUUUCACAGCUGACCGGCAGGCUGCAGCAUCCCCCCCUCCUGAUGAUCAUCCAUGCAUAACAGAGUUAUCUCCAUCUGCUGGUAACUGUUCCUCUAGCAGCCCUCAGCCAGAGGUAGAGAGUUUGGAUUCCCGCAUAGAGAAUUUGCUGACAAACAGCCAGAUUACUGACCCCUCAUACUUUGACAGAAAGACUUUGGCGGCUGAUGAGCACUCUCAGGACAGCCCAACUUCGCCUUGCUCCACUCAUACUUCCACUUUCUCAAAUGACUCGCUUGUUUGCACAAAGACUUAUGACUUCACCACCAGCCGCCAGUGCUCCUACAGUGAUCUGGUGACUAUCAAUUCAGCAUCACUGGUUGAAACUGAAGAGGAUGAAACUACUCAGGCUGUUUUGUUUCUGACAAGAAAUGCCCAGUCUCCAUCUGACUUCACACAGUUUGAAAACAGAGCUCAUGUACACAACGAAAAAGAGGCAGAAAGUGUCCGGUCAUUCUCAUGUCUAAAGGAGUAUCAUACAGCAAAUGAAGAUAAGGAGCACUCAAAUAACAGACUGCCUAGAGCUCUGACACCCGCAAAACAGAUUGCCCCCCUUCUCCUGUCUCCAUCCUUUUCUUCUCUCAACAGCACCACUCAACUCCCUACCCCCAAAACUCCUCCUGCUAUUAAAUCUGGGUGCUCCCACCCACCAGUCACCCCUUUCCCUUUCCCCCCUCCUCCCUUUCCCCCAGCUCUUCCACCUGUUCCUCCUCGCCUGCCAAAUGGCACCAUCCCCAUCCCACCUCCAGGCUGGAUCCCACCUUCAGGCCACCAUACCAGCAUCCCCAUUCCUCCUCCCCCUAUUCUACGUCCUCCUUCGAUUCCUCCCCCACCAACUUUUCUUGGACCCCCUCCACCAUUGGUGCCACCUUCUGUUCCACCCCUUGUGCACACAUACCCCUUGCCCAUGCAGCCGCCAGGUCCUUUGGAUAAAGGGAAUCCUCCAAGGCAUGGCCUUGCACCUUUACCAUUCCCUCGACCACCCUGGCCCACCCCACCUUUUCCCAGGUUUAACCCCUUUGUACCACCACCAGACUACCCGCUUGUGCGGGAAAACCCUCAUAAGGUCACAGUAGAAAAAGUUCUAGAAGUCAUCAUGGAAGAACUGAAGUCAAUCAUUAAGAAGGACAUUAUGCGUAGAAUGAUCGAAGGGGUCGCUUUCAAGGCGUUUGAGGACUGGUGGGACAGUCAAGAGAAGAAAACAAAGAUACAAGUUUCUCCUUUGAAAAGUGGAGCCGCAAGUGUUGAAGAGAGGAACAAACUAAUAAAUCCCCUCAUGCAUGUCAGUAGCAAGGGCAGGAAACCUCCACUGCCAUCCUUCAAGGUAAAAAAGAAAAGAGCUGAUGAUGCUGCUACAUCAGAAGAGACAGAAAAUAUGUCGUGUUCUACUCAUGAAAGCUCUGAUGUGAAACAGAAGGAUGACACAGUGAGACUUGAAAGAGCCAAACGCAGACAUGCAAGACCACAUGAGCUUGACAGUGAUGAUGAUGAAGGGAAAGAAGAAGAUAACACACUUCAAGAUGAAGAAACAACUUCAGACAAAGUGGAGACUAUUGUACCAGCUGAUGAUGAUAUUCAAAUUCUGUGUGACAGAGAUGAUCAUGAUGAUGGUGAUGACAGUGAUCAUCCUGAGGAAGAAAAGGAGUUGGCAAAAGAACACACAGAUGAUGAAGAUGCUGACAUCGUCCAAAGUAGUGAUGGAGUGCAGUGCUUAGAUAGCGAGACUUUUUCAGAGAGCAGCUCCUCAGAGGAAGGUGAGUACUCAUCAGACUUCAACACCUCAGACUCGAUUUCCUCAGAGAGCUUUGAGGACUCGUCCUACUCUGACUUCAGUCCUGAAGAUGAAGACAUGGAGGAAGACGGUGACGGGAGUGGUGAGUGUAUAAUCGUAUCAUCAGAUGAGGAGUCGAUGGAGCUGGAGCCCCCUGUCACCCCCUCAGCCCCGCUAACCCCUGGUGCUCAGCUGGAGCUGGGCUUGCAGGACUGGGCAGAUCCAUUUCAUAGGGAGGGAACUGCUGAGAACCAGUACGCAUCCUGUCGACAAGAUGCCUGUUGUGACUUGGAUAUUAUGAUGGAGCUCCAAACCAGCGAACCCCAGGACCAUCUACGACCCCCGUCACCCAUAGGACUUCCAGGUGCAGUGGAGCCACACCUUGAUGUAGAGAUGGAGAGCCCUGAAUGGACAGAAGAGUCACCAGGGAACGUAGAAAACCUGAGGCCCCUCACUCCUACUGGCUGCUUGCUGGACAGCGACCGUGACCUUCUGAUAAGAAGCAAGCCCACAUCCCCAGCUGUGGAGGAGGUGGAAAGACCACAGACACCAGGCAAGGGGAUAGUGGCUGAACUGGAAAGUGUGGACUCUGCAGAUGAAGUCCUCUCCCUCUCUCCAACAGGCACUGAGCUCGUCCUAGCUCCUUCUGAUCCCCUGACCUCGUACCCAUCAUACCAGGAUAUGCCCAAAACUCCUGGUAGAGAGGAUAGAUGUGGAUGGACCUCCUACAUCUCUGGGAGAGCUCCAGCAACACCAGGCAGAGAGACGACCAUGUCAGAGGGUAGCACAAUGAUGUGCCAGACUGUCAGCAGCCCACCUCCUGUGCCAUCCCUGUCUAGCAAUCCAUAUAUCACAGCCCCAAAGACUCCUGGGAGAGACAUCAUCCUACCCCAUAGAGCCAUAGUCCACAGGAGAAAAACACAAAUGGUGACGACCUUACAUCCCCUUUUAAAUGAUUCUCUAGAAGGCUCCCCCAUCUCAGUGUCCUCUGUAUGCAGCCUCUCAGAGUAUUCAUCUGACUCUGAUCAUGGGAAGGGCAUGAUCAGUUCAGGUGGGAGAUUGAGGCCCUUGCAGGGGCUGGAGAAUGUACCUGGCCUUCUGGAUGAUGAGAACAGGACAGAGACAGAGACGUCCUUAUUAAGGAGACUAAAUUGGAGGAGGUUAAAGAGGAGGAGGAACCAUCAUCAACGGAGAUCACUGAAAAGAAUCACUCACUCCGCUCACAGGCAUCCUUACAGGUGGCGUACACCCUGUGAGGAGAAGAGGAUACUUAAUAGUGUUUGGAAGAAGGGCCUAGAUGAAGAAGAUAUGAGGCUGCUGCGGUGUACAUAUGAAAGGCUGCAAGCACGGGAUAAUGGCUUUGGUUGGAUCAGUGACACCCUGUGGAUACCUCACCCUCUGACCAAAGUCCUUACAGAGGGGAGUGAGGAGCUCAGAUCCUGGUUGCCAAAGCACAGGACCGGCUCUGCUCGCAGUGAAGGAUUCUACAAAAUCAGCAGAAAAGAUAAAAUGAAAUACCUCAACAACACAAAGCUGACUGCUGAGCUUCCAUCUACAAGUACUCAGCAGGGAAUGUGCAUCCCAGCCCAACAACCAACCUCACUGCGUGCCGGAUCUGACUUCAGGUCUGAGCAGCGUCGGCUGCUGUCCUCUUUCAGCUGUGAUAGCGACCUGGUCAAGUUCAACCAGCUGAAGUUCCGAAAGAAGAGGAUUUGUUUUAGCCGGAGUCAUAUUCAUGAGUGGGGCCUGUUUGCGAUGGAGCCAAUCGCAGCAGACGAGAUGGUGAUUGAGUAUGUGGGCCAAAUCAUCAGACAGGUCAUUGCUGACAUGAGGGAGCAGAGAUACGAGGAGGAGGGCAUUGGGAGCAGCUAUUUAUUCCGGGUUGAUCAGGACACCAUCAUUGAUGCUACAAAAUGUGGGAACUUAGCCAGAUUUAUUAACCACAGCUGCAAUCCUAACUGUUAUGCAAAGAUCAUCACUGUGGAGUCUCAGAAGAAGAUAGUGAUAUACUCCCGGCAGCCCAUAAGCAUCAAUGAAGAGAUCACAUACGACUACAAGUUUCCGAUUGAGGAGACCAAGAUUCCUUGUUUGUGUGGAGCAGAUAGCUGCCGGGGCUCCUUGAACUAGUCUCUUAUGAAUUGUCCUGAUUAUGUCAAGAGCCAAAGUUGCCUGAGGUACUGUACAAUAUAAACACAGACCCUGAAGAUGUUUCAAAAAAGCCAUUUUAAUACUAUUAAAAACUGUAUAGUCAAUAACAGGAAGCUAUACAGCAGCUUAUAAAAAUGCAGAGGAGUGGUGGUGCUGCUCAGUGAAUAAUGAUUUAAUAAACUGUCCCAAACAGCACUUAGGACAAGAACAGAACAGAGCACUUCUUGGAACUUUAUCAGUGGAGGUCUGGCAUGAAAUGCUAAUGCGCCACCUAAUAAUGACUGUUAAAACAAACAUUUGGUUGUACAUUACAGUUUAUGAAGACAUGGCAACCACUGUUUCACACAUUGCAAUUGUCAAUUCACAACACAGGCACUCCAGACGUCGUGCAAAGGGGCACUGUUACAAUAAAGUGUCUGCUGACCUUAUUGUCCAAAUGAUAACAAACAUGUAUAGUUAAAUGUUUUCAUUUAUGAGAGCUGAAAUGGGGUUUUGCUUGAGUCAAGCUUGUAUGAAUGAUUAUGGUUUUCUUAAGAAGAUAUACGAGAAAGUGUUGCAUAAUAUUAUUAAGUUGUGAUGUAUUCCUGAUAACUGAUACUAAUUCAUGAGAUGAUCUUUCACCAACAUCAGGACAGAUUAUUAUGACAUACUUUUUUGACAUGUAAGUUAAAUGUUAUUGUGAUAAAACAUGCAAGUCACACAAAAAUUAAAGAAUAACUUUGCUAAACAUGUUUUGUGUGUUCUUAUUGUAUUAGAGCAUCGAUGUAGAACAUUAUUACAUUGUAAUACUCUGAAACAGUAAGCAGGACCCUUUACAGACAGUGUAGUAGCAUAGUAAAGUUUAGUUA